AAACAGCGUUGCCGCGGCCCGGAAGUUUUUUUUGUACUUCCGCGGUAGCUGUCAUGGCGACACCCUGUACGCUCUAGCUACAGAGACCCAAAUGCCUACAUACAGCAGGAUAAAAACAAAACCGUGUAUCAGAGCAGACUGCUGUCAUGACGUUCAAAGAUCUGUUGAAGUGGAAUAAAAGAGUAUCAGCGGUGUAUGCCAUCGGCAUCUGGAGCAUGAUAGGCUCCUACGCAUAUUUCAGAUACACAGGUCGUUAUGAGGACACGCCAGUGAAAAAAGAAGAAGAAGUGCAAGAGCAAGAAGAUCCAAAUCAGGUUGUCUACCAGACAGCUCACACCAAAACUGUCCUUGUCUACAAGAAAGACUUUGUGCCAUACAGCUCAAGGAUCUACAAUUUCAUCCGGUCAUUCAGCAGUGAACCUGGGACUGGAGACGGUGAAAAGUAGCUGCGUCAGUGGACUGGAGGUUUGCUCUUGUCAAGAGAGUCACAAUGAAUUUAUGCUUAUGUGUAGGGACAUUAUUAUAAUAUGUAAAGGAAAUCCCACCGCAGUAUCCAAGCAAGAUGCCAUUAUGUUUGGAUGUCAACUGACUGCUGUCAGUCAGCCACCAUAGAAAGUUGCCACAAUGUUUAAAUAAACUCAUGUUUAAACAUAUUCUCAGCUUCCCUUUAACUUUACUGGUACAGUAAGUAUCUAAGGCCAUAAGGCUUACCUAAUACAAUUUAAGGCAUUACCAUGAAAGUCAUAGAAGGUUGUGCUUUUAGCCUGGUGUUAACAUAGAAAAGUUCAUUACUACAUGCUGUUGGGAACAGUGAGUGAGGACUGAUA
Messenger RNA from Xiphias gladius (swordfish), 827 nucleotides. RefSeq names its product small integral membrane protein 26-like. Gene Ontology annotation, cellular component: mitochondrion. The record is from RefSeq and is a predicted model, not a curated record. The transcript has 2 exons. Bases 147 to 446 code for a protein of 99 amino acids. Lineage: Eukaryota; Metazoa; Chordata; Actinopteri; Istiophoriformes; Xiphiidae.